Balaenoptera musculus (blue whale) is the source of this 929-nucleotide messenger RNA. RefSeq names its product CKLF like MARVEL transmembrane domain containing 5 (gene CMTM5). Gene Ontology annotation, cellular component: membrane. Bases 183 to 650 code for a protein of 155 amino acids. Lineage: Eukaryota; Metazoa; Chordata; Mammalia; Artiodactyla; Balaenopteridae. The transcript has 5 exons. The record is from RefSeq and is a predicted model, not a curated record.
UGCAGGCCCUUCUGGGCAGCCGCCUUCUCCAGGGUCCCACAGCAGGCCUGCCCGCUUCACUUUCAGGUUUCUCGCAGUGCCUUCCUGCUCCUCUCUGCUACCCCAUCCUGACAGUUUUCCAUUUUCCUGUUUUCCUUCCUGGCUGGUGGCAGUGAGGGCUGUGCCCGGUGGGCCCCGUGGAGAUGCUCAGUGCUUGGAAUCGCCGGGACCGGCCCCCUGAAGAGGGGGCAGCUGCGGGGCUCCAGGGCUUCACCGUGGACAAGACGUUCCUCUCGUCCCUCAAAGGCAUCCUGCUGGAAACUGAGCUGGCCCUGACCUUCAUCAUCUUCGUCUGUUUCACGGCCUCCAUCUCUGCCUACAUGGCUGCUGCGCUACUGGAGUUCUUCAUCACACUAGCCUUCCUCUUCCUCUACGCCACCCAGUACUACCAGCGCUUCGAUCGGCUGAACUGGCCCUGUCUGGACUUCCUCCGCUGUGUCAGCGCCAGCAUCAUCUUCCUGGUGGUCUCCUUUGCGGCUGUGACCUCCCGGGAUGGAGCUGCCAUUGCUGCUUUUGUUUUUGGCAUCAUCCUGGUUUCCGUCUUUGCCUACGAUGCCUUCAAGAUCUACCGGACUGAGAUGGCACCCAGGGCCACCCAGGGGGACCAGUAGUGAUACUGGGGCUACCUGGCUCCUGAGCCCAGCCAGAAAAGGGGGACAGCAGAGCCCAGACACGUCUCCUUUGGACUCACUAGCUCCCCAGCCUACUGUCCAUCACCCCAGCCUACAGCGAUGGAGCCAGGCCUGAGAAGUCACCGGGGAUUUGUCUGUGGGACCUGGUGUUCUGAGAUCUGGCUUCUGAUGAAGCUCGGCCAGGGAGGGGGUGUUAUGGACGAAGGGGAGGGUACAGGAGGAAGCUGGUCAUUCCCAAAUUAAAAGACUUGAAUCCUA